Molecule: messenger RNA, 388 nt
Organism: Anopheles cruzii
Lineage: Eukaryota; Metazoa; Arthropoda; Insecta; Diptera; Culicidae
Product: protein dpy-30 homolog
Exons: 1
Coding region: 137-382 (81 amino acids)
Cellular component (GO): Set1C/COMPASS complex
Source: RefSeq, a predicted model, not a curated record
UUUGUGCACCCAAACACAGAUCAGGCCAGCUCAGGCUGCAGGUCAGCUCAUUUUUGAUUCGAUAAUACGUAUCGAAUCACAGUUUGGUGAAAUUUCGGCAAUAUUACAUCGGCUAAAGCUUGGACGGCAAACGAAAAUGGAAAAGGAAAACAAACUUGCGGCCCCAGAGAGUGGAAGGAAAGCAUCAUCCCGAGGAGAUCUGCAGUCGCUACCUACGCGCCAAUACCUGGAUCAGACGGUGAAUCCUAUUUUGCUGCAAGGUUUAAAGUUGUUGGCGAAAGAGCGCCCACCCGAGCCGCUACAAUAUUUGGCAAACUUUCUACUGAAGAAUAGAAACCGUGUCGAUGACUGUAAUGGAGGUAACACGGAUGAUACGCAGUAAUAAAGC